GACCUGAAGAAAUACUGUGCCUCAGAUGAUGCUCUUUUGAGGCUUCUGCCUGUGAUCAAAGCCUCCAAAAAAGCUCUUUUGCGUGACUGCAAGCUGUCAGAGAGAAGCUGUGACGCUCUUUCUUCAGUUCUCAGCUCUCAGUCCUCAAGUCUCAGAGAUCUAGACCUGAGUAGCAACGACCUGCAGGAUUCAGGAGCGAGGCAGCUCUCAUUGGCAAUGAGUAGUCCACAAUGUCAACUUGAGACUCUCAGGCUGUCAGGCUGUCUGAUCACAGAGGAAGGCUGUGCUUCUCUGGCUUCUGCUCUGAGCUCCAACCCCACCCAUUUGAGAGAGCUGGACCUGAGCUACAAUCAUCCAGGUGAGGCGGUGAAGCUGCUGAAUGCUGGACUGAAGGAUCCAAACUGGAGACUGGACUCUCUCAGAGUGGAACCUGCUGGUCUCCGUUGGUUGACACCAGGUCCCUGGAGAUAUUCCUGUCAACUCAGCAUUGACGCCAACACAGUGAAUAAAAAACUCAAAGUGUCUGACAGCAACAAGAAAGUGACCUUACUGGAGGAGCUUCACUCAUACCCUGAUCAUUCAGACAGAUUUGAUGGUUGGUCUCAGCUGCUGUGCAGAGAUGCUCUGACCGGUCGCAGCUACUGGGAGGUCGAGUGGAAAGGAAAAGUUCACAUAUCAGUGAGUUCCAGAGGAAUUGGGAGGAGAGGAGAGAGAGGAGACUGUUUGUUUGGAUUGAACCGUCAUUCCUGGAGUUUGAGCUGCUCUGAUGAUCUUGGUUAUUCAGUGUGGCACAAUGGCCACCAAACAUUCUCCUCCUCCUCCUCCUCCUCUCACAGAGUGGCGGUGUACGUGGACUGUCUUGCUGACACUCUGUCCUUCUUCAGAGUUUCUGGUCACUCACUGAUCCCCCUCCACACCUUCAACCCCACAUUCACUGAACCUCUUUAUCCUGGAUUUGGGUUCAGUUUACUUGGCUCCUCUGUGAAUCUGCUCUGAGUUGGUGUAAAGACCUUUAGAAUAAGUCAGAAGAGUUUAUCCAGACAUGCUUCCACAUGUGUGCCUUCAAUCCGUUUUGUUUUAAGCUCCCCAAGUGGCCAUCUUUUUCCAGUCCUUCAGAGAUGAAAGCAACCGUAAUUCCAGCAUUAGCAGAUAGAAAACUUAUUUUACAUUUGUGGACAGCAUUUUACAACUACAGAAACGUUUAUAAAGCUUAGAACUCCAUAAAGCUACGUCUGUUCCUGUCUGCUGCGGGUGAUUCACCCAACAACUCUAUACUGACGAUUGCAGUUCCUCUGGUUUAACCAGCUUUACCCUGGAUUUUUGAGUAAACUAUCAUCCUCAACUACCAGCAUUCCUUGUAGAGGUGCAAUGGAUCAUGGCUGAACCGUGAUCCGUACGGAUCAGUAGCUAUAGUUCUGAACACAUA
Messenger RNA from Oryzias melastigma (Indian medaka), 1426 nucleotides. RefSeq names its product ribonuclease inhibitor-like. Gene Ontology annotation, molecular function: protein binding. Lineage: Eukaryota; Metazoa; Chordata; Actinopteri; Beloniformes; Adrianichthyidae. The annotation marks the transcript as partial. The transcript is spliced from 5 exons. The record is from RefSeq and is a predicted model, not a curated record.